Messenger RNA from Penicillium griseofulvum, 918 nucleotides. RefSeq lists its product as uncharacterized. The coding region runs from base 1 to 918 and encodes 305 amino acids. The transcript has 4 exons. The record is from RefSeq and is a predicted model, not a curated record. Lineage: Eukaryota; Fungi; Ascomycota; Eurotiomycetes; Eurotiales; Aspergillaceae.
AUGGCUAGCGAUCACAUCUCGAAGCCCACCGAGGCCGAUGCCCUGAUCCUCGAAGCUUGGGGACAAGGUCUAAUGGUCGGAAGUCUACUCAUUAUGGCUGCUAUUACUCUUGCAAAUAUGAAGUCACAUAUUCUCCUGCAUAAGCUGAUUUUCGCCGAGCUCAUCCUGGCCAUGGCCCAUGGUACUUUCAUCUUCCCUCAUGAACCAGUCUACGGCUGGUAUCUAUCCGUCACCGCCAUCGGUCUUAACAUCUCCUGGGCCCUACACAAUGUGAUCGCCUGGAUGAAGAAUCGCCCAUUCCUAUCACGAAAAGUCUCCCUCUUCUACAUUACCACCGUGGUCCUCUGUUGGCCCUAUUGGGGUCUGGAAAUCUACGCCAAUUUCACAUACUUUAACAAUAUCAAUAAGAUUUUCUUGACGACUAGGCCAAUGGAGCCAUUAUUCCGCGACCCAUGGUGGAUCUUCACCACAGCCAGCCUAUUCUGGACCAUCAAACGCGAAUACAACUUCGGAUUAUGGGAACUAGUAGUCGUCAGCCCCCGCUUCGGAAUCAUGCUAGCAGCAAUGUGUCUCUCAAUCAUCUUCAUGAUCGUCGACACCUGCAGCGUGCUGAAUGUAUUUUCGAGCAAGCUCCCAACAGGUGUCGAGCCAUUCUGGAAACUAUCCUUCAUCUUUAAAUGUCUCUGCGACACGGUCAUUCUCGACGAUUUCAAAACCGCCCUCGAUCACUUGCGGAUACACUGGAUGCGCAAGAAGAACGGCGAGCUGUUCGUCACGCCGCUCGCCACUAAUUCGCCUCACUCCAGCCCUCAUGCCAACAGAGUACGUAGGGAUAUCGAGACUGGCGAUUCACAUCUUUCACCGUUGACACCCACGAAGGGUUCUUAUGCCCGUGCAGUACAUCUAGACAAUGUUUAG